UUAGCUAAAUUGAGAAUCUCUUAAUCGCACUCAAACAAGGAAGCUUCUUCAGAGCAAUGCGAUCGGUGUAGUAGCCUAAUUGGCGAUAUAGCCUACGGCUCUGCAGGCGAAAAGGUCAUGAUGGAAAUAGCGUCAAUGUAAUUUGAGAUCUGAAUGUAAAAUGGCUUUUGAUAUGACUGACAAAGUGAAUUAAGUCAAGCAGAAGGGAUCAUAGCUCGCAAGUUUAUGGACAACUGACGACUUGCCAUAACGUCAGGGAUACUCUCCACAAUCACUGCGGACACAUAGUGCGCAGUGAAAUUGGCUGACAGCCGCGCUUCCCGUUUUGACACUGGGUGAGCGCGCCUUGAAGAGUAGGCUAACAACAGUUGGGGCUACCUCCCAUUCUUCAUGUACACCUUCUUUAUUUGGGCCACACCCCACUUCUGGACUUCACCUGAAUCAACAGGUAGUUAACACCAGCCAUGUACAAGCGAAAGAACCGAGGCUCAGGCGAACUUUAAGUUUUAAACCAGUUAUAUUCUGUCUGAGAUUAUAAUGUCUGUUAAGUUUCUCAAGAAAAACAGAGGGAUGGACGAUUCAGAAGUCGACGGAGGAGAGAAGAAGGGAGGUGGAAUAACAAAAAACGAGAAAGACCAGAGUUGGCUCCCCAAAGUAAUCAAAAAGAGAUUGUGCACGACAUUUGUGGAAGAUACCUCCAGCAAUGGGCAGCAGUGCCAAUGUGGGGGACCCAGGAAGGAACAUCAGUCAGUUGCCCUGGGUGACUACUUCAGCACUGCCAUGGUUACCCACUGGAACUCAGCUCAGCAUUCCUCGGAAUCUGCCACGGAUGCCUUUGGAGAGGUGGAGUUUGACGGGGCCAGUAAGAGACACAGCUGCUACUUGCGUCUCUCCUCCGAAACCCAACCCUUAAUCGCCUACAACCUCAUGACGGCCCACUGGGGCCUAAGUUUGCCCAACCUGGUGGUGUCCGUGGUGGGCGGAGAGGGCAAGUCAAAGGUCCAGACGUGGGUGCGAGAGGUGCUGCGACAGGGACUCGUCAAGGCGUCCCAAGGCACAGGGGCAUGGAUCCUAACAGAAGGUUUGCGAGAGGGUGUUGGGCGUUGUGUUGGGGAGGCUGUCAGGGACCAUGCCACUGCUGCAGCCUCUGUCUCUCAAAAUAAGGUCGUUGCCAUAGGGAUUGCACCAUGGGGGCUGGUGCAUAAUCGGCAACAGCUAAUCAACCCUGAGGGCAGCUUCCCAGCAAAGUACCAUGCUGAAAACCAGUUCAGUGACUUAUGUUGCCUUGACAAGAACUACCAGGCCUUCUUGCUGGUGGAUGAUGGGAGUGCAGGCCGCCGAGGGGGUGAGGCUGGUUUCAGGGCCUGCCUGGAAGACUACAUAUCCCACCAGCGUACUGGGAUAUGGGGUAGUGGAACAAUCAAUAUUCCGGUUCUGUGUAUGCUAGUGUCUGGAGAGGUCAGCCUUAUGGAGAGAUUGGAUCUCUCUUUGAAAAAGGGCAUGCCCUGGUUGGUCCUGGUUGGCUCUGGUGGUGUGGCCAACCUGGUGGGUGACCUUCUGGAUAAUCCGUUGGUCUCGACCGGUGGUGGGGAGACUAAGAGCGAAGCGGGGUCCGGUGGAGACCUGAAAGAGAGGCUGGCAGAGCGAGUCAGGAAGCACCUCCCCUCUGAGACGGACACCGACAAACUCACUGAGAGAGCACUCCGCAUCUACCAGAACAGAGACCUGAUCUCCAUCUACAAUAGAGAUCAAGAGGGACCGGAUGACUUUGACACCGUGCUGCUCAGAGCUCUCGUCAAAGCUAGCAAACGCCGCACUUCGGCAGACUCAAGCCCUUACACCGAGGAGCUGAAGCUUGCUGUGACCUGGAACAGGGUGGACAUCGCCAGGAGUGAGCUGUUCAACGGAGACAUCCACUGGAAGUGUGGCGACUUAGAAGACUCCAUGACUGACGCACUAGUCAAUGACAAGCCAGAGUUUGUACGCCUCUUCACUGAGAAUGGCUUGAACAUCCUGGACUACCUGACCUAUGGGAAAUUGGAGAGCCUGUAUCGCACUGUUUCCGCUAGCUCCGUCGUCUACACCCUUCUCCAGCGCCACCUCAGUGAACGUAAAGCAGUGACGGGCACGGGCCUGAGCCCGGGCCUGGGCUCCUCAAACUCCCUCGAUGACCUGCUGGCGUCCUCCCCAAAGGAACUGGAAAUGAGCCGCCCGGUCAAGGAGGUCAGCCUCUUUGAGGUGUCUCGCGUCCUUGAAGAUUUGUUAGGGGAUGUGUGUCAGGGUUUUUACCAUGCCCUCUUAUCACUUGACAAAACGACCUCUAAGAGAAGAGCUUUUAAGAAAGUGUGUAAGUUCCUGCAGGGCCCGUGUGUGUACCGAAAACAGCGCUGCUUCUACCCCUGGGCUUCGCUCUUCAUCUGGGCCGUGCUUCAGAACCGCAGGGAGAUGGCCAUCUACUUCUGGGAGAUGACUGGAGAGUCUGUGCUUAGUGCCUUGUGUGGCUGUAAGCUCCUGAGGGAACUGUCCAGACUGGAGGUGGAGACAGAGACCAUAAAGUCCAUGAAGGAGCUGGCACAGAUGUUUGAGAACCUGGCGUAUGGUGUGUUCAGUAAGUGCUAUGAGAGCAGUGAGAGUCGCUCGUUCACGCUGCUCAUCAGGACGUCUCCGGUGUGGGGCGGGGCCACCUGUCUUCAGAUGGCCAUGGCAGCCGACGCUCGCUACUUCUUCAGUCACGACGGGGUGCAGUCCCUGUUGUCUCAGAUCUGGUGGGGGGACAUGGACAGAAGCACAGAGGUGUCGAAACUCAUCUUGACCUUUUUCAUCCCUCCUCUCUGCUACACCAGCCUCAUCUCCUUCAGGAAGCCGCAGGUGGCAGAGGAGUCAAAGACGGAGGCAGAAGCAGGAGGCUCCCGGACGAGAGACCAUCACAGCCUCUACGGAGAGACAGUCUUCUCCUACUCCGACAUCAAACACCUGAGUCCUGAAGAAGCAAAAGAGGACGAAGCUGAAGACCAUAUAAGGACAACCACCAAAGGUCCCUCACUGCCACCAAAGCGUCCUUUUGUGUUCUCGCGCUGGCGCCAAUUCUGGUACGCACCUGUGACAUCAUUCCUUGGCAACGUCCUGAUGUACUUCCUCUUCCUGUUCCUCUAUGCUUAUGUCUUAUUGGUGGACUUCAAGCCGCCACCUCCACGAGGCCCAGCAAUAUCUGAAUAUGUGCUAUACUUCUGGGUCUUCACAAUUGUCUGCGAGGAGAUUCGAGAGACAUUUUUGGUUGGCAGCCUGAGCCUUCGUCAGAGGUUAAGGCUGUAUUCACAGGAUGUAUGGAAUAUGUGUGACCUUGUGGCCAUCUUCCUCUUUGGGCUUGGCCUUUGCUGCAGGAUGUUCAAGCGGACAUAUGAGCUGGGCCGCGGUGCUCUGUGUCUGGACUACAUGGUGUUCACCAUCAGACUUAUUCACAUCUUUGCCUUUCAUCGGCAGCUCGGGCCAAAGAUCAUCAUCGUCGGCAAGAUGAUGAAGGACAUCUUCUUCUUCCUCUUCUUCCUGGCAGUGUGGAUUAUGGCGUAUGGAGUGGCCAACCAGGCGCUUCUGUACGCCUAUGACCCGCGUCCUGAUCGGAUAUUUCGCCGGGUGUUCUACAGGCCCUAUCUACAUAUAUUUGGACAGAUUCCUGUGGAGGAAGUCGAUACUGGAAAGCAGUGGGACAUGCCCUGCACUGAUAACAGGACACUGAUCGCCGAGGGGGCUGAGCCCUGUAGGGACAUCUAUGCUAACUGGCUAGUGGUCAUCCUGCUGGUGGUCUUCCUGCUGGUCACCAACAUUCUGCUCAUCAACCUGCUUAUUGCCAUGUUCAGCUACACGUUCUCGAAAGUCCAGGAACACAGCGACACCUACUGGAAGUUCCAGCGUUACAACCUGAUCGUGGAGUACCACACCCGACUCAUCUUCCUCUCUCACCUGCACCUCUUUGUCAAGAGAAAGAUCCGGAAGGUCCCCUCCAUGAAGAUCCACCAUUUUGCCCAGGAGCUGGAGGGAAAACCCGCAAACCGACUGAUGACGUGGGAGGGCAUUCAGAAGGAGAACUUCCUGUCCGACGAGAGCAAGAAGCAGAGGGCCAGCGAUUCUGAGAGGCUCAAGCGGAUGUCUGUCAAAGUGGAUGGUAUGAUCAAACAGAUGGCUGAGAUGAGGGAUGUGGAUCACAGGCUGCGAUCUCUGGAGUCACAGUUGGAGUUUUGCUCCAGUGCAAUGCAGUGGAUGAUGGAGGGUAUGACACAGAGUAAUAUGGUGAAGACCUCUUGCCCUCCGCCCACUCUCAGUGAAACACCGUCAUCCUCUCAAGUGUCAAGUUGAUUUACAUUUUUUUCAUAAAGUUUUUAUCAUACACACACACACACACACAC
Messenger RNA from Clupea harengus (Atlantic herring), 4400 nucleotides. Its product is annotated as transient receptor potential cation channel subfamily M member 4-like. NCBI's taxonomy places the organism in Eukaryota, Metazoa, Chordata, Actinopteri, Clupeiformes, Clupeidae. Gene Ontology annotation, cellular component: plasma membrane. Gene Ontology annotation, biological process: calcium ion transmembrane transport. Gene Ontology annotation, molecular function: calcium-activated cation channel activity; ligand-gated calcium channel activity. The record is from RefSeq and is a predicted model, not a curated record.